AUGCCCGUUCCACGAUCAAGAAAACGUGAUACAACCCUAUACGAUUUACUUGAAGUGUCACCAGAUGCGACCGAUGCUCAAAUUGCCAAAGCGUAUAAAAUUGCAGCAAUGAAAUAUCAUCCUGAUCGAAAUCCUGAGGCACCCCCUGAAAAAUUCAAAGAAAUCUCUGCUGCUUAUGAUGUUUUGAAAGACGAACAUAAAAGAGAAGUUUAUGAUCAAUAUGGACUCGAAGGUUUAAAAGAAGGCAUGGGCGCCGGAGGAACUGGAGCAACAAGUUUAUUUGAUUUAUUUAUGGGUGGGCCAAGUCGACACCAACGUCAACACGGUCCACCAAAAGGAGAAUCGAAAGUGAUUCCAUUAAAAGUUACAUUGGAAACGUUGUAUAAUGGUGAAACAAAAUCAGUCCCAUUUACACGUCGUGUCACCUGUCAACAAUGUAACGGGUCUGGUUGUAAGGCAGGUAAGAAACGGGUACACUGUCGCGCCUGUCAUGGUCAAGGUGUUUGUAUGGGAAUGACACGUAUGGGCCCAUUGACAUUUCAACAGCCAGUGCAAUGUCGAGAAUGUGAUGGAGAAGGGGAAGUCAUCGCACAUAAAGAUAAGUGUUCGAUGUGUCAAGGAAAUAAAAUCGCUGAAGAAAAUAAAGUUCUCGAUGUUGUAAUCUUACCCGGAUGUUCGAACGGCAAGAAAAUCAAAUUUCGCGGAGAAAAUGAUCAAUUACCAGGCAUUGAACCAGGUGAUGUGUUUUUCUUAAUUCAACAAGAGAAACAUGCGGUCUUCGAACGUGUUCAUGAAAAUGAUCUUUUAAUUAAAAUGAAAAUUAAUUUGAAUGAAUCGUUAACGGGCUUUAAACGAACUAUUCAACAUCUCGAUGGACGACACGUGCUCAUUCAACACCCGCCAAAUCAACCAAUCGCGCCACAUUCAAUGAAAAAAAUUACAAAUCAAGGUAUGAUUAACAUGGAAACACAUCAUACAGGUGAUCUAAUUAUUCAAUUCGAUGUGGAAUUUCCACCAAUGAAUUUCUUCACUGAUCCAAAUAUUCUUCAACUGUUGGAAAGUAUUUUACCAGCGAAAUCAGUAUUAGAAGUUCCAUCGGGUGUUAAUAUCGAUGAUUCAUCGUCAUCCAUGAUCGAUUACAAGAAAGAGACUCAUUCGAAUAAACAUCGUUCACCACAAAAACCCGGUGACGACAGUAAUGAAGACAUCGACGGCGAUGAUGAUGCACAAUAUACUGAUGAUGACGAUGACGACGACGAUGAUGAACAUGACGGUCACCCUCAAGUUCAUUCUUGUGCAACACAUUAG
Messenger RNA from Adineta ricciae, 1308 nucleotides. Lineage: Eukaryota; Metazoa; Rotifera; Eurotatoria; Adinetida; Adinetidae. The record is from the annotation of a GenBank genome assembly.